AUGCGUCUGGAGACCCGGGAAGAGAAGUUCUCUUUUAUUUUUAAGCUUCUGAAUUAUCCAAGUGGAGUCUGCCAGCGGCAAAACAGUUCUCCUUUUUAUGUUGACCACAAAUUUCAGACCCACUCCAGUAAGCCCCCUGUCAUAGGUUCAGAGUUUUGUACUGCUUUAUGUGUUAGAGCAGACAGGGUCAGGACAAAGCACAGACGUAAAGGUUUAAUCUGGAAGUCAAGUGUUGAUCUGUUGUGCAUUUCAGCUCCUGAGAGUCGUGUUCAAAAGCCAUUCGUGACACUCGCUAAGUGA
Xyrichtys novacula (pearly razorfish) is the source of this 300-nucleotide messenger RNA. The record is from the annotation of a GenBank genome assembly. Lineage: Eukaryota; Metazoa; Chordata; Actinopteri; Labriformes; Labridae.